UUUUUUUUUUUAAUUUGAAUCUACCAAAGAUUGUUAUGCUAUUAUCCCACCAUUGGAGCAGUUUAUGGAAAUCCCCAGCGCAGAGAGGCGAGAGCUCUUUUUCCGGGAUAUUGAACGUGGCGACAUAGUAAUUGGAAGGAUUAGUUCUAUUCGCGAAUUUGGCUUCUUCAUGGUGCUGUUCUGCCUGCGAAGCGGCGUUGUGCGAGAGAUAGCAGAUUUAGAAAUCACGGCGCUUUGUCCAUUAAGAGAUGUGCCUUCGCAAAGCAGCCAUGGGGAUCCCUUAUCAUAUUAUCAAAAUGGUGACCUUAUCCAAGCUGCAAUCAAGGAUAUUGAUCGCUACCAUGAAAAGCUCAGUGUAUCGCUGCACAAGUCUGCUUUAUCUCCCAGUUUAGCAAAUACCAAAUUAGGAGUCAUCAGCUCUGAAGAUUUGCCUGUGCAUUACAGGUAGGAAUAUAGGUAUACACAAUGACUCAAUGGCUAAGACCCUGAG
This is a messenger RNA of Thamnophis sirtalis, 490 nucleotides long. The record is from RefSeq and is a predicted model, not a curated record. NCBI's taxonomy places the organism in Eukaryota, Metazoa, Chordata, Lepidosauria, Squamata, Natricidae.